AUGGCGCACGAUCCCAGCUUGGGCUUCGCUGACUACUUCUCGGCGGCGGCGGGCGCCACGGCGAUGGACGACGACGACGGGGCGCCGGAGCUCUAUGGCUUGCACGCCGACAUGGAGUACCUCGGCAUGCGUGGCCUGGCCGCCAUGCCCGCUGCGGCACACCACCAUCAUCAUCACGGCCACGGCCACGGCCACAGCAAGGCCGGUGUACUCCUCGACGACGACGCGGGGGUGGAGCCAGACGGCAGCGGCUCCACGGACGACGCCACCAUGCGCUUCCUGAGCGAGCAGCAGCAUCCGAGCCAACAGGCGCCGCUGUCGCUAUCGCUGUGCCGGCCGGACGGCGGCGGCGUGGGCGUGGGCGUGACGACGUUGCACGAGCAGCACCUCGGCGGCGGGUCGUCCCGGUACCAUCAGCAGCAGCCGACGCCCGCGGUGUGGGUGCAGCAGCACGACUACUCGCCGCAGGGGCCGCAGCCGCAGCACGCGUGGCACCUGCGUGGCUCCAGGUUCCUCGUCCCGGCGCAGCAGGUCCUGCAGGAGUUCUGCAGCCUCCCCGUGGACAGCAGCAGCGCCGCCGCCUCCAGCAAGCGCGCCAAGGCCGACGCAAAGCUGUCCUCGCACCACCAGCAACAGCAGGAAGACGGCGGCGGCGGCGGCGGCGGGUCGUCGUCGUCGGCCUCGUGGGCGCCGUCGCCGCAGAUCCAGGCCAUGGAUGCGCUGGAGCUGCAGCGGCUCAAGGACAAGCUCUACAUCAUGCUGGAAGAGGUGGACCGGAGAUACCGUCGGUACUGCGAGCAGAUGCGGGCGCUGGCGGGUGGGUUCGAGGCGGUGGCCGGUGAGCGCGCGGCGGCGGCGUACACGGCGCUGGCGUGGCGCACCAUCUCGCGGCACUUCCGGAGCCUCCGGGACGGCGUGGUGGCGCAGCUGCAGGCGGCGCGGAGGGCGCUCGGGGAGAAGGACGUGGCGGUGCCCGGGAUGACGCGCGGGGACACUCCGCGGCUGAGGGUGCUGGACCAGUGCAUCCGCCAGCAGAAGGCGCUCACCCAGGCCGGCAUGAUGGAGAGCCACCCGUGGCGCCCGCAGCGCGGACUCCCCGAGCGCGCAGUCACCAUCCUCCGGGCAUGGCUCUUCGAGCACUUCCUGCACCCGUAUCCAAGCGACGUGGACAAGCAUAUCCUGGCUCGCCAGACGGGCCUCUCACGGAGCCAGGUGUCCAACUGGUUCAUCAAUGCGCGGGUCAGGCUCUGGAAGCCAAUGGUGGAGGAGAUGUACGUCGGGGAGAUGAAGGCCGAAGGCCAGCUGGAAGACGGCGGCAGCGGUGGGGACCAGCAGCAGGGCGUCGUCAGCAACAACCCUAACCCGAGCAACGCCGCCGCCGAGGCGGCUGAUGAUGGCUGCGGGGACAACGGCGCCGUCGUCGUCGACCGGAAGCCGACGCGGGCACAGCUCCUGCACGACGCGGGCUCGCUCGCCUCGGUCGUCAACAUCGGCGGCUCGCGCGCGGGAGCCGCCGCGCGGCCGCUCGAGAACUUCGGCAUCAUGGACCACCCCGACUUCGACGCGUACGGUGGCGGCGGCGGCCACCAUGCCGGCGGGGGCUUCAGCGGGGGCGGCGGCGUGUCCCUCACGCUGGGCCUGCAGCAGCACGACUCCCACGACGGCGGCGGCGUCAACAUCGCGUUCGGCGCGCCGCCGCAGCCCGCUCACCACCACCACGGCGCCGCCUUGGGGUACCUGUUCGCUCCGACGACGACGACGGCCGGCCAUCAGAUGGGCGGCGGCCUGCACCCGGGACAACACCACGUCCAGUUCGGCGGCGCCAGCAUCGACGGCGAGGCGGCGCAGCAAGGGCAGGAGCACUACCGGAGCCUGCAGGGUGCCGGGUUUCACCUCCUGCGUGACCUGGCCGGGUGA
This is a messenger RNA of Miscanthus lutarioriparius, 1917 nucleotides long. Lineage: Eukaryota; Viridiplantae; Streptophyta; Magnoliopsida; Poales; Poaceae. The record is from the annotation of a GenBank genome assembly.